AUGACUGCUCAACCACUCCCCAACCCCUCUCAACCCCUACCAUCGCCUAUUCGACUUCUCGUCUCCCUCUCUGCUCUCUGCUCCACUCUCCACCCUCCUCAUCCUCCCGCAGCAGGCUCAGAAUCCUGGCACUCUACUCAUUCUGCCUCUUGGCUGCAGUCCGUUCUGAAAUCUCUUGAGAUACAAUCAUCCCAACUCCCUCCUACUGUCACUCCAGAUUCUGUACACUCCGUAUCGGACCAAUGUUCCGACUGGUCUGCCGAGGAGAAACAACGAGUCGCAGGUAUCUUGGUCGAAGCUUCUUUGGCCGUGGAGGCUGAUUCUGCGAAAGCUCAGAAAGAAGAGAGUUUGAGAUAUACACCAUUGGCGAGAGCUUUGAAUCAUCUCACAUUGACAAGACUUGGCUUGGAAGGUGGGAAGUUGCUUUCGAAAGCGGAAAAGAAUCUUUGUACGACACUCUUUAACGCUUUGAAAGCCGCUGAAGAGGAGAAAGCGCAGAAAGAGAAGGUGGAACAGGUUCGUCAGGCUAGGUCGCAAGGUUGGGGUGGGUCAUUAGGUAGACAUUUAGCAACGGGAGCAGGUGUCAUAGCUGGUGGUGUCCUCAUCGGCGUGACUGGAGGACUCGCUGCACCUGCUAUCGCCUCCCUCCUUGCUCCUCUAGGAAUUGGUAGUCUCUUAGGAGGUGCAGCUGCUCCAGUUGUUCUGGGUACAUUGUUCGGUGUUGGAGGUGGAGGCUUGGCCGGUAGACGAGUGAGGGAGAGAUGGAAAGGUGUGGAAGAAUUCUCUUUUGUGGAGAUUGGAGAUGGAACUAAGGUUACUAAAGAAGAGAUGGAUGAUCUGAACGAAACUAAGGAAAAAGCAAAACAACGAGCUGCAAGGAAGAAAGAAGAAAGUAAAGAUUCGAUUGUGAAAGUAACGAAGGACAAGACAAUCACCGGACAUACGUCACGAAUUCCGGAUCCAGUGCAGGAGGAGAACAAAGACGAUCAUGCUACCGCUGAACAGGCCGUCGAAGAGGGUAGACAAAAACUGGAAGAUCGACUCUUGAGACUCUCACUCAAUUCAGCUUCUUCUCCAAAACCUGAUGCCACUAGGACGUCAACGGAAAGUAUCAGACCAUCAUUGGACCAUCCAGUCGAAGAGAAAACAUUGACGCAAGUGAAAAAACCGCCGAGUUUGACAGCUAUCAUCGUCGUGCCUGGUCUUCUCACAGUGUCUCGGACAGAAGCUAUCACAGCUUGGCGUGCCGUCUGUUCCUCCGAAUCUGGGGCAAUGCAGAUGUAUGAUGCUCGAGAGAAACCUACGGAAAACAUGCCGAUCUCCAUCGGGGAAGGGAAACAAGCGACGGGGACUAUUGCAGAGAAGACUCGAGAGGACGUUCGGAUAGAGGCUGGGGGUGAUUUGAGGGAAAAAGGAAAGUCAGAUACUUUGGCGGGCCUGAAAGACGGUAGAGACGUUUAUUUGUUGAGGUAUGAAACGUCGACCAUGCUCAAAACUGGACGAGACAUCGAUCUGUGGAUAGUCGAAAGCAAGUUAAAGGCUAAGAUCAAGUCGGAGAUCAUCAAACGAACUGUUCUCAAUGCUUAUUUCGCGGCUGUCAGCUUACCUCUUACGGUCUACUCCAUGGCAACUAUGUCCCUCGAUAAUACAUGGAUGCACGCUGUCGACCGAGCUCGUAAAGCCGGUACUUUACUCGGAGAAGUUUUGGAGAAACGUGUGCAAGGUCAACGUCCCGUUAUCCUGAUCGGUUCUUCAUUAGGAGCUUUAACAGUCCAAACUGCUCUUCUUCAUCUCGCAUCGUUGUCUCAUCCGACUGGAUCAAACGGUAUUGUUCCAAAUUAUGUCGAAAGUGCUUUUUUGAUCUCUCUCCCUUCUGCUCCCACGGCGGAGGAAUGGGCAAAGUGUAGGGGAGUGACAGCGAGAAGAUUGGUGAAUGCUUGGAGUGAGAGUGAUCUAGUUUUAGCUGGUGUAGUCAGAUUACACGAGGUGUUAUCCCGUGCUACGACAUUAUCAUCAGGUAUCAAAGUUGCAGGAUUGGGUCCAGUGAACCAACCAGGUGUUGAAGAUGUAAAUCUGAGUGGAGUUCUAGGUGGACAUAUGGAGUUACAAGCUAAGAUUGGGGAUGUUUUACGUGUCAUCGAUCCGGAUGCAUGA
Tremella mesenterica DSM 1558 is the source of this 2154-nucleotide messenger RNA. RefSeq lists its product as uncharacterized. NCBI's taxonomy places the organism in Eukaryota, Fungi, Basidiomycota, Tremellomycetes, Tremellales, Tremellaceae. The record is from RefSeq and is a predicted model, not a curated record. The coding region runs from base 1 to 2154 and encodes 717 amino acids. The transcript is spliced from 7 exons.